Molecule: messenger RNA, 750 nt
Organism: Macroventuria anomochaeta
Lineage: Eukaryota; Fungi; Ascomycota; Dothideomycetes; Pleosporales; Didymellaceae
Exons: 3
Coding region: 1-750 (249 amino acids)
Source: RefSeq, a predicted model, not a curated record
AUGGCGUGCACACUCAGGCAUUCCUGCGCUACAAACUCCGCUGAGAGUCUUAACACUAUAGCCUUAACCAAGUUCCACGAGACUUACGCGAGAAAUGUCUUUCCUCUUGAAGACCUUGACGAGGCUGACGACUUCCUUUAUCAGCACACUGGUCAAUCCCUCACCUCAACUGGAUGGAGGAUGCUCUACCGACCUUUGGUGGACGACCGACACAGCUAUUCUCGAAUCCCUCCUAACCAAAUCCCGUACCCUCAACCAGGGGGGGGGGGGGCACCGGUCGCACAUUCCAACCAGAGGAGCGUCCUCAUGAAGCUUCUACGCGCAAUCCUGCGGCCUGUCAGCCAUCAGUCUACGAAUAUAGCGACGGAACAGCGUUCCACACCUGCGACAGGUCGAGGUCGUACGGGAGACACUUUACAGCAGGGGCGGCUGGAUGAUCAGCGUUGGAACGCCGGUAGAGCAAACAAUCAGGGCAAUGUCCGUGUAACAAAUGAGGCUCAAGACGGCUUCCAUCGAGCGCAACUGCAUGACCAGCGCUGGAACGCCGGUAUAACGAGUGGUACAGUCAACAGCCGCGUUGCAAACGAGCCGACACAACCUCAGCUAACACGGCCUCACGAAUCGACCCGAGUCGAAUCGCAGCUACAAGCUACACAUCCGCGAAUGCGCCAAACAUCACGUCAGCAAACUGAACUGAGCCGCAAGCGUCCCGCGAACAACCAUCGAGCUCAGCAACAACGAAACACAUAA